AAAAUGAAAAAAGAAAUGGAUUUAAAGAGCCGUAACGGCUAGUAAAGCAAGUUCUGGCCUCUGGGAGAAUGGAUGCAGGGCAGCAAUGCCAUUCAUGGAAACUCAAUGUGCAGGCCAAGGCCAAGAACUUGGAUUUCAAAUUGGUAGCCUCCAACUUUUUACCCAAUUGCAAGUUUUUCCCAUUCUCUCUCAAGUUCAAGUACUGCAGAUUCUUGAUCCAUCUUAAAUCUGAAACACCAACCUUUCCAAAUCCCCAGAAAUCAAAAUCCUUGAAAUCGAAACUCCAUCGAUUCCUUGAAAGACUUCGUAUUCGAAGACGUUCCAAGAACAAUAGUAGAGCGAUCAGUUCCAAACCAAAGAACAAGGCAACGAUAUCUCAGAGUUCAGUGGUUGUAGGAAACCUAGCCCUCUUCAUUCAAUCUCUGUAUCAACGGGACAAAGAUGGAAUCGUUAAACUUGGUUCUAUUGUCUUUAUUUGCUUUGCUUCCAUAUUUAAGAGUUUCAUGGCAAGAAAAGCUUGGAUAUUGUUAGUUUUUGUAAUUGGUGCCAUAGUUUUUUGCUCAAAUGUGAUGCAUCUCAGAUUCAGUAGCCACUUUGAUCAUCACUGUCUGUCAAGAUUGUUUUGGAGGGCUUUCAAAAAUGCUGCCUUCUCUCAGGUGAAAACACAAAGUCCCUUCCUAUGUUACUCGUACUAUGCAAAAAUGUUGUCGCACCCAUGUUGAAUCAUCCAAAAAGUUCACUACUUUUGGAGGAUUCAACGUGUCCGGCGCCAUUUUUGAAGAUUCCAAGCGACAUACAUCCCUUCUUUUUACUUUGAUUUUUGAUGUCUUUAAUUUGUUAUGAUAAUGCAUAUGCAAUUGCUGACUUUGUGAAACAAUUCUCAGGUGCUUACUGCUAUAUUUAGAAUAAUAUGACUUUCGCAGUGUCCUAUGGGGUGGAAUUCAGAAUCAUUAAAGGGGAAACUGUUUAUUCGUUGAA
This is a messenger RNA of Nicotiana tabacum (common tobacco), 978 nucleotides long. Lineage: Eukaryota; Viridiplantae; Streptophyta; Magnoliopsida; Solanales; Solanaceae. The record is from RefSeq and is a predicted model, not a curated record.